AAAUAGGAAUUUGCAGAUGACCCAGCAUUCAGAGAGGUCUCUAAACAUUAGAGGAUGAGAAGGGAAAAACUGAAAAUGUCUAGACCAGACCUGAGCACGGGGCCUCCGGAUGCCACCCUGGCAAUGCCCUUCACGAACGAAAGCCUGGGCAGCCCCUCCUCCUUCAUCUUGAGGGGCUUGCCUGGCCUGGAAGCUGCCCACUUCUGGCUGGCAUUCCCCCUGUGUGCCAUGUACGUGGUGGCCCUGGUGGGCAACUCCAUCGUGGUUCUGGUCAUUAAAGCCGAGCCGGCCCUCCACACGCCCAUGUACUUCUUCCUGGGCAUGCUGGCAGGGGUCGACCUGGCCCUGGCCUCCUGCACGAUGCCCAGGGUCCUUUCUCUCUUUUGGUUAGAUGCCAAGGAGAUCGCCUCCAGGACCUGCCUUCUCCAGAUGUUCUUCAUCCAUUCCCUCUCGGGCAUGGAGUCCACCAUCCUCUUGGCCAUGGCCGUGGAUCGCUAUGUGGCCAUCUGCCGCCCGCUUCAGUACUCCACCAUCCUCACCAACUCUGUGACAGUCAAAGUGGGCAUCGUGGCUUUGGUGAGAGGAGUGGCCUUCUUCCUUCCUCUGCCCUUGCUCCUCAACCGCCUGUCCUUCUGCGACAGGGGCCUCCAGCAUUCCUACUGCCUCCACCAAGAUAUGAUGAACCUGGCAUGUGACAAACACAACCUGAACAUGAACAUCGUCUACGGUCUGAUCGCCAUCAGCCUGGUGAUGGGCCUGGACUUCCUGCUCAUCCUUGUCUCCUACCUGUUGAUCCUGAAGGCCGUCCUGGGGCUGAGCUCCUGGGAGCAACGCCUCCGGGCCUCUGGCACCUGCCUGGCCCACCUCUGCAUGGUCCUGGCUUUCUACGUGCCCCUGAUUAGCCUCUCCGUCAUCCACCGGUACAGGAAAGAUGCGUCUCCUCUGCUCCAGGCCAUCCUGAGCAACAUCUACCUCCUAGUUCCACCCGUGCUCAACCCCAUUGUCUAUGGGGCUAGGACUAAAGACAUCCGGAAACGGGCCUUAAAGUACAUGAGGCUCAGCAGGAACAGGGAGCCUCACUGAAGCCGGCUGGGUGUAGAAAACCAAGCCGGAAGUUGCUCUCUUCAUCCCAGGAGGAGGCCGAGGGAGACAGGCCACAUCUGAAGUCCACGGAGUCCCAAGACAACUGCCAUCUUCUGCAGCCUUCCUGUUGCAAUGGCCAACAUCCUAAUCUUUGACCUGCCUGCUGAGGCUGAAACUCCCCUGCCGCCCCAAUCCCCAGACUGUGCAAACUGACCCCAGGAUGGACAUUACAAACCCUUCUUCUGCGCCUUUGCUGACCCAUGGACUCCACAGGUUCUUCUGGGAUGCCUGUAUGUCCCUGUCCCCCAUUAUCAGAGGAAUCCCCCCAUCACUUCAGAAGAAUCUCCCCAAGGGAGCAACGGAUAAUUCUCCAACCUCUCUAUAAAACGAGCUUCUCAUGGAUGAUGAUGAUGAUGGAGAUGAUGGAGAAGGAGGAGGAGAAGUGCUUCAGAACUUAUCAAACCUGAGAGGUCCACUGGCCUCUGCUGAACCUUCUGUCUCUUGCUUGAGGUCCAUGCAUCAUGAAGGAUUGAGAAAUGCUGGUCAAGGAAAAAUGUUGGUCAAAAAGGGGCCUCCAUGAGGGGCCGGCAGGGAGCAGCUUGGAAGAGUGACCUUCUGCCUCUUUUCUAAGGACAGUUUCCUCCUAGACUGCAUAAUACCUUGAAGGCUGCAGGAAUUCCAGAACUGAAUUCCAGAACUUCCUAAACUGAGGCUCUCCUUAACCAAGUGAAGGCCACGCAGAAAUGUUUUAUGUUCACCUUCGAAUAAACUUGCUCCUUGCAGUUG
Messenger RNA from Pantherophis guttatus, 1869 nucleotides. NCBI's taxonomy places the organism in Eukaryota, Metazoa, Chordata, Lepidosauria, Squamata, Colubridae. The record is from RefSeq and is a predicted model, not a curated record.